Molecule: messenger RNA, 1407 nt
Organism: Oldenlandia corymbosa var. corymbosa
Lineage: Eukaryota; Viridiplantae; Streptophyta; Magnoliopsida; Gentianales; Rubiaceae
Source: the annotation of a GenBank genome assembly
CAGAUAUUAAAAACACACACACACAUUUCACGUUUUAAUACUCUUCCAUUUUCUCUCCACUUUUAUUUUAUUGCAUCUCCCUUUCCAUUCAUUCUAAGAUCGAUGAAAAUAAAGCGCUCUCUUGUUUUUCCUUGUAAGAGUCUACACUGAUUUGUCGAACAAACAGAAAAACAACGCUGUAGUUCACUCCAUUAAUUUCUAACAAAUACUUCUUUUUUUUUCUCUAUAUAUAUACACAUACUACGUGCAUGGGGUCUAAUUUUUCAGCCGAUCAUCAGGCAGCUGCUCCAUCUUUAGCCCCAGAGAGUUCAGGCGGCGGUGCAACUCAUCGGCUGCCGGUGGGAUUAGCGGAUUUACCGGAAAGUUGCGUGGCGUUGAUACUUUCAUAUCUGGAACCAUUGGAGAUCUGCAGACUGGCAAGUGUGAAUAGGAACUUCCGUCAGGCUUCGUCAGCUGACUGUGUUUGGGAACAAAAGCUGCCCCAAAAUUAUAAGAUCCUGGUCACCAAGUUCUUCCAAAGUAGUCGGAGUAUUAUCCAUGAUCUCCAUCAAGCUGAUGAUGAUGCACAUGAUGAAGUACAAGUUUUAAUUAGUACUAAUAAGUUGGCAAAGAAGGAUAUCUAUGCCGGGUUGUGUUGUCCUACUCGCUUCAAUGGAGAUACCAUGGAAGUUUGGAUGGACAAGGUUGGCGGAGGAUUGUGUGUUGCGAUUUCAUGGAAGGGUUUGAAAAUCACGGGCAUCUCUGAUCGCAGAUACUGGAAUUUCAUCUCCACCGACGAUUCCAGAUUCGAAAAGAUUGCAUACCUAAAGCAAAUAUGGUGGCUAGAAGUAGAAGGCAACUUAGAAUUAGAGUUUCCAGCCGGAACCUACAGCCUUUACUUCAGGAUGCAUUUGGGUAAAAACAGCUCCAAAAAGCUAGGCCGGAGGAGGGUUUGCAUUAAUGAGCAGGAUGAAGUUCGUGGAUGGGAUGUAAAGCCGGUUCGAUUCCAUUUAUCAUCAUCCUGCGGCCACCAAACCACCGCACAACAUUACUUAGACCAACCUCCGGCGACGGCGGCCGGUGGCCAGUGGAUAAACUACCGCGUGGGUGAUUUUGUGGUUCAUAACAAGGAUAAUCAUCACGGUGGUGAUCAACUUGAUCACAAAACGAAGUUGAAGUUCUCGAUGGCUCAGAUAGAUUGUACACACACUAAAGGUGGGCUUUGCUUGGAUUGUGUGUUGAUAUAUCCCACCCACACCAAACUGGUUGGGACAAUUAGGGAAUUAUUUAUUAGUACAUAGCUACUACCCAUUAAUUUCGAUUCAUUUUAUUUGUUUUUUUUUUUUGAAAAAUAUAUAUAGUAAUUGUGAGUUACAAUCACGAGAGAGCUUAAAUAAAUUGUGUAUAUGUCAAUCAAUAGUGCCAUGC